GACCAACAUACCCAGACCAACAUCCCAGACCAACAUACCCAGACCAACAUACCCACCAAGGUCCCACCAGCCCACGCCCUCCCCUCCCUCCCUCCCGCAGAUAAGAUCAUCGCUGUCUCGCUUCUCCCACCGAACAGACCACCUCCCCCUCAACGACACUCGACAGAAACACGCCCCCAAAGCAUGUUUCCUUCCCCGCAUUCCUACCAUUCCUCCACCGACACUCUCUCGACAACCACAACGACGACGACUACAUUCUCUACUACACCGACAGCUGCCGACUUACAUAUAAUCUCCCCCACCACGCUCCCCCAGACUCGGCAUCCCCACUUCCCCGCCGCCGCCUGAUGCCAACGCCAUAGACGCCUCAAACCCCCACCCAACCCAAACCGACAACCGGAUAGAGCUCCCGCUCUCACAUAUACAACCGCGGCCAUGGCCGCCCUGGCACCCGCGCACCCCUCCCUCUCCGCCCUCGCCCUCGAUGUCGAAGCCGCCCUCGCCUCCCUCUCCAAGCGCCUAGAUGCGCGCCUCGACCUACUUGAAGCGCGCUCCCUCGGGGGCAGCGCCGGCACCGAUACCAGCGCCUCCACCUCUUCCCCACAGCCCAUACACGGGCGCCCCCUCCUACCAUAUGUCCCCGAUACGCCCCCGCUGCGCGAGGAGGUGCUGCUCAAGGACGAGCAGCAGCGCCGGGUAGCCGAGGUGCUGACGCCCGGGUCCUCUGUGGAUGAGGACGCUGGGGGCGGGGUGCACGAGGGGGAAGGCGAGGAUAAGAGCAUGCCCAUUGCCAUUGUGGGAAUGGGAUGUAGGUUUCCGCAGGAGGCUACUAGCCCGGAGAAGCUGUGGGAGAUGCUGUAUAAUAAGAGGCACGCGCGGACGGAGGUUCCGAAAGACCGGUUUAAUGUCGAGUCGUUUUAUCAUCCGGAUGCUGAUAGGAGUGGUUCUAUGAACCUGAAAGGUGGGCAUUACCUCAAAGAGGAUAUUGCCGCGUUUGAUGCGCGCUUCUUCUCCAUCUCCCCCGCUGAGGCGAAGAGUAUGGACCCUAUGCAGCGGAUUCUGCUGGAGGUGGUCUACGAGGCUAUGGAGAACGCCGGUAUGACGCUGGCGGAUAUGGACGGCUCUGAUACGGGAUGCUAUGUCGGCUGCUUUACGGAUGAUUAUGACGGUCUCCUGAAGCGUGAUAUGGAGCUGUCCCCGAAGUACCACUCUGUGGGAAUUGUGCCCGCUAUUCUCUCUAACCGCAUCUCCUUCUGCUUUAACCUGAAGGGUCCCUCUCUGACGGUCGACACUGCCUGCUCUAGUAGCUUAGUCGCCGUCCAUCUAGCCUGCCAAUCCCUACGGGCAGGCGAAUCCCGCGUGGCCAUUGUGGGGGCAACAAACGCCCUCAUCAACCCCGAAAUCCACGUGGGAAUGAGCAACAUGCACUUCCUCUCCCCAGACUCGACAUGUUUCACCUUCGACGAGCGUGCGAACGGCUACGCACGUGGCGAGGGUAUGGCUGCUUUAGUAUUAAAACCCCUCGAUGCGGCGCUCAGGGACGGAGAUACCAUCCGCGCUGUUAUCCGUGGAACGGCGUCGAACCAGGAUGGUAGGACGGCUGGUAUGACGCUGCCAUCGAAGGAGGCGCAGGCGGAGCUCAUCCAGACCGCCUACGAGCAGGCUGGCUGCGAUCCCGCAGCUACCGGCUACUUCGAGGCGCACGGCACGGGCACAGCAGCUGGAGAUCCGAUCGAGGCGUCUGCGAUCGGAGCGACGCUUGGAAAAUCCCGCGGGCCGGGUGAGGAGGGGAAGCUCUUCGUCGGCAGCGUGAAGACCAAUAUCGGCCAUCUCGAGGGCGCUAGUGGACUGGCUGGCCUGAUUAAGGCGGUGCUGAGUCUGGAGCGCGGAGUGGUGCUGCCGAAUCUGUGGUUUGACAAUGGCAACCCCGCGAUCGACUUUGAGGGGUGGCGCAUCAAGGUCCCUACCGAGCCGACGGCGUGGCCGACGGAGGGGCUGCGGCGGGCGAGUAUCAACUCGUUUGGCUUUGGUGGGACGAAUUGCCAUGCUAUUAUCGAUGAUGCGUUCCAUUACCUCCAGAGUCGCGGGCUGAAGGGUAAUCAUACUACGUCCCCAACGUCGCUGCUGGGGGAGGGGAUGCAGCGACCGCUGUUGCUGGGGCAGGGGGGCAAGAUUGAGGAGAUCGUGGAGAAGGAUGCGAUUCUUGCUUCUUCCACCUCGGCCCUGAAUGCGCGCCCGCGCAUUUUCAAGGUCUCUGCUAACGAGGAGAAGCUUGCUGUUACGCUGGCGAAGAGUCUCGCGGAGCAUCUCGCUACUAUUCCUGCUGAUGCUACUGAUACGGCUUACCUUGAUAACCUCGCCUACACACUGCAUACGCGCCGUACUACCCUACCUUGGACUGUUGCUGUUGUUGCAUCGUCUAUCGCCGAGCUGGCUACUAAGCUCGAGGCGCCCGGUCUCAAACCCACCCGUCGCGCAGCCGAGACGCCAAAGCUAGGCUUCGUCUUCACAGGCCAAGGCGCGCAAUGGGCCGGCAUGGGGCGCGAGCUCCUAGCCUACCCAGUCUUCAAAGACGUCGUGCUGAAAGCCGACGACAUCCUCACCUCCCUCGGCGCCCCGUGGUCGCUGCUCACCGAGCUCUCCAAGCCUGAAUCCGAGACCCGCGUCAAUGAAGCUGCCAUCAGCCAGCCGCUGUGCACUGCUCUGCAGAUCGCCCUAGCGGAUCUGCUGAGUGCAUGGGGCGUGCAUCCCGCGCGCGUUGUCGGGCAUUCCAGUGGUGAAAUCGCGGCUGCGUAUGCGAUUGGUGCCCUAUCCCUUAGCGGCGCGCUGCAGGUCGCGUAUUUCCGCGGUGUGCACUCGUCGAGGGUGUCCUCGCUGGGGCUGCGCGGGGCGAUGAUGGCGGUUGGUCUUGAUGAGGCUGCUGCAAGGGGGUAUGUGGCGGGUGUUGAUGCGGCGCUUGGACGGGUGGUGAUUGCUUGUAUUAAUAGCCCGGGAAGCGUUACAGUCUCGGGUGAUGAAUCGGCGAUUGAGGUGCUGAAGAGCAGAUUGGAUGCGGAUGGCGUGUUUGCGAGGAAACUUAUGGUGGACACGGCAUACCACUCGCAUCACAUGCAUUCCAUCGCCGCGGCCUACCGCGCAGACCUCGAGGAUCUCGCUGUCACGCCUCUAGGCCAGCGCUGGCCCAUCGAGAUGAUCUCCUCCGUCACCGCCCGCUCCGCCGCCGACGAAGCACUAGACGCCGACUACUGGGUCCGCAACAUGGUGUCACCCGUGCAAUUCUCCUCCGCCCUCGCCCACCUCUGUACCCCCGAGGCAAAGGGGAAGAAGAAGGGCCAGCGCCGCGCCCGUGGCGGUGCAGUCAACAUCCUCGUCGAGCUCGGGCCGCAUGCUGCGUUGGGUGGGCCGGUGAAGCAGAUCCUGACUGCGUCGACGAGUUUGAGUAAGGCGGGCAUCACGUACCUACCUGCGCUGCUGAGGAAUAAGGAUGGUGCGGAGACGAUGCUUGCGUUGGCCGCGUCGCUGUCGGCGUCGGGACAUGGUGCCGAUGUUCAUACGGCUAAUUUCCCGUCGCCGCUGGCGCAGCCCCUCGCGACGCUGCCGGACCUGCCGAGUUAUGUCUGGAACCAUAGUACGCGGUACUGGGCUGAGUCGCGGCUGUCGCUGGACUACAGGCUCCGUCCGUUCCCGAGGACUGAUGUGCUUGGUGCGCAGUCGACGGAUUGGAACCCUACUGAGCCGAUGUGGAGGAAUUUCGUGAGAUUGUCUGAGUUGCCGUGGCUUAAACAUCACCAGGUGCAGGACACGGUCAUUUACCCCGCGGCGGGGUACGUGUGCAUGGCUCUUGAGGCUGCGGCGCAGGUUCUGUCCGUUACGGCGCUGCCUCCGGGACGGAUGGUACGUGGGUUUACGGUUAGGGAUCUCGCGAUCUCGAGAGCGCUUGUUGUGCCGGCUAGCGAGGAGGGUGUGGAGACGGUGUUUAGCAUGCGUCCCCUGCCGGAUAGUACGACGGUGAGCUCCGCCGCGUGGAGGGAGUUUAGGGUGUUCUCGUACGGAGAGGGUGGAUGGGCGGAGCAUUGUAGGGGUAUGGUGGGUGUUGAUUUCACCCCUGCUUCCGCUGCUGUUGUUGCCGCUACUGGCGCUGCGCCUGUGUCUAUCGCGGAGAUGGUCGGCGCUGAUGAAUUUGUAGAGGGAGAGCGCGCGGCGAGGGCGGAGAUGGAGAAGGCGGAGCGGGUGUGUGGGCGGAAGGGCGACGUGGGGGGGAUGUACGAUGCCCUCGCCGCGGGAGGGCUGUGGUACGGUCCGUCGUUCCGGGUUAUCACUUCUGUUGCCACUGGCGGCGGGAUGGCCGUCGGUCGCGUGGCGGUGCCGGAUACCAGGUCCACGAUGCCUAUGGAGUUUGAGUACCCCAGCCUCGUGCACCCGGCGACUCUGGAUGGGUUUAUCCAGAUGAUCAUCCCCGCCCUCUCCCAGGGCGACCUGGGUGGUGCUGUCCACGAGCCCUUCGUGCCGACCUUUAUCGAGGAGUUAUCCUUUGCCAGCACUAUUGCUAGUCAAGCCGGCUACGAGUUCCGCGCUUGCGCCAAGGCGGCGUUCAAGGGGGUGCGCGAGGCGGUGGCCGGGAUCACGGUGUUUGACCCUCUUGGGGGGGAGGCCGUGGUCAAGAUUAAGGGGAUGAAGUGUACGGCUAUUAGUGGGGGUGGCCCCGUUGACGUGGUGAGGAAGCAUUGCGGGACUGCCGUGUGGGAGCCGGAUGUGGAUUUACUCGGUGAUCUGCAGAUGCUGCGUGUCCUCCGCGGGGCUGCUGUCCGUGCUGCGUCACCCGGCGUUGCGGGACGCGAAGACGUCGAGAUCGUAGCGUGGUGGUUCUGCGAUGCUGCGCUCCGCGAUGUGCAGGAGGCGGAGGUGAGUCCUCAGAGGAGAGAGCUAUAUGAGUUCCUCCUCCACCAGCGCGAGGUUGUGCGCGUGGGAAAAGCGGAGUACCAGACUCCCCUCUGGGAAGCGCUCGAGGACUUCGCUACGCAAGAGCGCGUGCAUAACCUUAUUGCUGAUUUCUCCACCUCUGGCGACGCGGAGGCGCGACUGCUCGUGCGCAUGGGUAUGGUGCUCCCCGGUGUGCUUCGCGAGGAGAUCGACCCGGAUGUCUUCAGGCAGGAGAGCGGGGUCGUGAGCGAUUACUUCGCGACCGCGAUGGGGGUGCCGCAUACGUAUGCGGCGUUGCAGAGGUACCUGACGAUGCUGGCGCACAAGUACCCCGAUCUGGAGUACCUAGAACUCGGCGCCGGGAUGGGGGAUGCGACGAGGCAUGUCCUGGACGCGCUGGAUGGGUGCGCCAAGUACAGGUACCCGAAGGUGAAGGCGUAUACGUACUCUGAUCCGUCUGAUGCGACGUUUGUGGCUACCACGAAGGCGUUUGAGAAGUGGGGAAGCCUGUUUGAGACGCGUGUUCUGGAUAUUGGGGGGGAUAUCGGCGCGCAGGGCUUUGGGGGACGGCAGUUCGAUGUUGUCAUCGCUGCAAACUCGCUCGGUGAUGCGGUGGAUGUAGAGGUUGCGCUGGCGAAUGUUCGGGCGAUGCUGAAGCCAGGGGGCAAGCUGAUACUGCUUGAGGCGACCCACCUUCAUCUCUCGGCGGCGGUUAUUCUGACAAGACCGGCGCCACCGUUGCAGGAGCAUCAGUGGGAGGAUGUGUUGUCAAGGCAUGGCUUUGGUGCGCUUGAGGCCAGUGCACCGGAUGUCUUGGAUGCGAGGGCGCAUGUUACGAGCGUUAUGGUCGCGUCGGUGCUGAAGCCCGACUCUAACGUUGCCACCCUCGGACUCCCGCUCUCUCUGCACGUCGUCCUCGUCGCGCCCUACGGUGGCGGGGCCGCAGCGGCUGAGCUCCUCGACUCGACGUGUUCUGCCUUGGGGGGCCACGGGAUCGGGGUUGAGAUCGUGUCGUUCACUGGGCUGGCGCGAACGGAGUUGCAGGGCAAGAUUGUCAUCUGUCUCGCUGAGCUGGAUUCGAGUGUGCUUGCUGAGGUGCUGCCGGCGGAUUUCGCGCAGCUCCAGAGGCUGACGAGUGAGCCUGUCGGACUGUUGUGGAUUACGCGCGGUAGUAUCGCGGGGAGGAGUAGUAAGCCUGAACUCUCGAUCUUCCAGGGCCUCGCGAGGAGUUUGCGCGCCGAGCAGGAGGGGUUCCCGUGCGUUACGGUGGAUUUGGACGCGGAUUAUAGACUCCCUGCUGAUCAGGUCGUUGAUCUCCUGUUUGGGGUCUUCAGACAGACGUUCAUCCGCGGACAGGCGGCGGCGGUGAAUGAUCGCGAGUUUGCGGAGAGGAAUGGCAUACUGCAUGUCAAGCGCAUGGUGGAGGACGAUGCGUUUAACAAGUACAUCGCCACGCGCACUGGGGCCGCAGCGCUGAAGCCCAGGGCGGAGAAGUUGGUUCAACCCGGACGUCCGCUGAAACUCACGCUUGACGGGGUGGGAAGUCUGGAUUCGUUCUACUUCUCCGACGACCCCACGGUGGGCGCUACGGUGCCGAUCGCAAAGGGGGAGGUGGAGAUCAGCGUCCGGGCCGUCGGCCUGAACUUCCGCGACAUCCUCAUCGCGAUGGGCGAGAUGAGCGAUAACUACCUCGGCAACGAGUGCGCGGGCGUCGUGACCCAGGUCGGCGAGGGGGUCACGCACGUCGCUGUCGGUGAUCGCGUCGCGGUGUGGUGUCUGGGGUGUUUCGCGACGCUGAUGCGGAAUCCGGCUGAUACGGUGAUGAAGAUCCCGGAUGAUAUGGAUUUUGUCGCCGCGGCGGGGUUCCCGAUUAUUUACGUCACGGCGUAUUAUGCCCUCGUGCACUUGGCGCGUAUGCAGGCUGGGGAGUCGGUCUUGAUUCAUGCUGCUGCGGGAGGGGUUGGGCAGGCGGCGAUACAGAUCGCGCAGAGGUUGGGUGCGGAGGUGUAUGUUACCGUUGGCACGGGGGAGAAGAAGGCGCAUAUCAUGUCUCUCUUCGGCAUUCCCGCGGAACGCAUCUUUAGUUCUCGCGAUGUCAGCUUCGAGGCUGGCGUGAAGCGCGUCACCGACGGACGCGGGGUGGAUGUCGUCCUCAACAGUCUCGCGGGGGAAUCCCUCCGCGCUAGCUGGCGGUGCGUCGCGCCCUUCGGCCGGUUCGUGGAGCUCGGCAAGCGCGAUAUCGAGGCCGGUGGACGCCUGGAUAUGGGGCCGUUUGUGAGGAAUGUGGUGUUUGCGAGUGUGGAUAUUACGGCGAUGUUGAGGCUUAAUAGACGACUCGGGGCGAGUAUGUUUAGGGAGGCGAUGGGGAUGGGGAUGGAGAUUCGCAGGGAGUUGGGUGGGGUGACUGGUGGGGGGGAGGGAGGGGCGAACCCGGUGAGGACGUGGGGGUUUGGGGAGGUGGGGGAGGCGUUUAGGCAUAUGCAGGCGGGGAGGCAUGUUGGGAAGAUUGUGGUGGUGCCGGGGGAGGGGGAUGUGGUGCAGGUCAUGCCGCAGCCACCCAAGGGCGCGAAAUUCCACGCCGACGCAUCCUACCUCCUCGCCGGCGGCCUGGGCGGAAUCGGUCGAAGCUUAUCGAUGUGGAUGGUCGCCAACGGGGCACGGAAUCUCAUCUUCGUCUCCCGCUCCGGCGUCUCGAAUGAUGCCGCGCGCGAGCUGGUCAGCACGCUCAUGGGGAAGGGGGUGCGUGUUCAAGUCAUACAGUGUGAUAUCGCCGACGAGGUCAUGCUGUUCGACUCGCUCAACACGUCGUUGAAGACUAUGCCGCCUAUUCGCGGGGUGAUUCAGGGCGCGAUGGUGUUGCGUGAUCAGAUCUUUGCGAAUAUGCCAUACGAGACCUUCGUCAGCGCGGUGCGUCCCAAGGUCCAGGGUUCGUGGUCGCUGCAUCAGGCGACGUUGGACCAGCCGCUCGAUUUCUUCGUUCUCUUGUCGUCUGCGUCCAGUUUCCUGGGUAACGCAGGCCAGGGUAACUACGUCGCCGCAUGCACAUACCAAGUCGCCCUCGCCGCGCACCGUCUCGGCCUCGGCCUCCCGGCAACCGCAAUCGACAUCGGCAAAGUAGCCAGCGUUGGCGUCGUGGCCGAGAGCAAGGAUUCCAUCAUCGAAGAGAACCUCAUCCGUAUCGGACUCAAAGAUAUCCAGGAGGCGGAGCUGCACGCCAUUAUCGAGCUGGCUAUGCUCCCCAACGCUGUGGGGGUCACGAACGGCCAUCUUAUCACGGGCGCUCAUACGAGUCUCGAUCCCGGGGCUGAUAUUGCAGACCUCCCCUUCUGGAGCCGCGACCCCGUAUUCUCCCACCUCGACGCCCUCCGCCCGCACCUCGCGCGCGCGGCAGACGGCUCGGGCGGCGCCUCCACCGCCGGCCGCGCGAGUCUCAAGACCCUGCUGGGAUCCGCACCAUCGAAGUCCGCAGCCGUAGCCACGGUCCUCGAGGCCCUUUUAGCCAAACUGGCGCGCGCUCUGGCGAUGCCGGUUGCGGAGAUUGAUGCGACGAGGAGCACGGCGGCGUAUGGGAUUGAUUCGUUGCUGGCGGUGGAUAUUCGGAAUUGGAUCUUUAGAGAGGCGGGGAGUGAUGUGGCGGUGUUUGACGUGUUGCAGGCGGGGAGUGUGGGGGGGUUGGCGGGGAGGGUGGUGGAGGGGAGUGCGUUUUUGGGGAAGGCUGCUAUGGCCGUGGGGGGUGGUGAGGAGUGA
Pseudogymnoascus destructans is the source of this 8667-nucleotide messenger RNA. Its product is annotated as Type I Iterative Polyketide synthase (PKS). Gene Ontology annotation, biological process: fatty acid biosynthetic process; secondary metabolite biosynthetic process. NCBI's taxonomy places the organism in Eukaryota, Fungi, Ascomycota, Leotiomycetes, Thelebolales, Thelebolaceae. The record is from RefSeq and is a predicted model, not a curated record. The coding region runs from base 436 to 8667 and encodes 2743 amino acids. Gene Ontology annotation, molecular function: phosphopantetheine binding; fatty acid synthase activity; oxidoreductase activity. The transcript is spliced from 3 exons.